Messenger RNA from Paramormyrops kingsleyae, 4610 nucleotides. It is a transcript of the gene rmdn2, whose product is annotated as regulator of microtubule dynamics 2. Gene Ontology annotation, cellular component: cytoplasm; spindle microtubule; mitochondrion. NCBI's taxonomy places the organism in Eukaryota, Metazoa, Chordata, Actinopteri, Osteoglossiformes, Mormyridae. Gene Ontology annotation, molecular function: microtubule binding. The record is from RefSeq and is a predicted model, not a curated record.
UGUGACAGUGACAUUGGACUUUUUCUUUAUAUUGUUCUCUAAUUCUCGCGUACUGACACCGGUCACCUGCCGGGUUUCCAGGUGGAACGGGACUUCCGAGAUACCUGCGGGCGCCGGACUGAUUUCACUGUUGCACCGUAAACUUUGAUAGCACCGGGAAGAGGGACCUUGUUCUACUCCCAGAAAUGGCCCAAACGGACACCAGGCUCCUGGUUUUGGGUGCCCUGGCUGGGGCCGCUGGUGUCAGCUUGGCGGUGAUCUGGUACCGGAGCCGGCAGCAAAGCCACAUCAGGAGCCCCCCCACACCACAUCUCUCCAGCAAUGCCCUGUGGGCCGGCCUGGGCAGGGGGCCGCCCGUGGAGCUGUCGUUGGACAGGCAGCAGGAGAUUCAGGAGCACCUGUGCGCCCUCGUCCAGUGUGUCUCCGAGCUCAAGGAGGAGGUGCUGGCUUUGAAGAAAGCCCUCCCUCAGCUCCAGGACCUGGUGCAGGAUGAGCUGCGUGGGCAGCGCUCUGCCUCUGGACCCCGGACCCCUCGCCGGAGGAGGGUCCCUGGGAGCAGCAGGGGAGAGAGGGAGAGCUCCGAGGAAGGCGAGAGCGAGGGAGGGUAUGUAACUGCGCACACAGACACCGAAGAUGAUGAGGAGGUCCCAGCCCGCACUGGAGGGGUGGCGGACAAGCUCAGCCUUCUGCUGAAGAGGGUGGACGGUCUUCAUAAGGGCUCAGAUGCAGAGAAAAAGGAGGGCUUCAGGGCACUGGAGAACAUGAAGGACAAGUUUGGAGAGAAUGAGCAGCUCCUCUGGCGUCUGGCUCGGGCGUACAAGGACUGCCAUGAUAUGGCCACUAGCCUCGAGGACAAGAAGUAUUAUGCCGAGGCCGGAAAAACCAUUGGAAGGGAAGCUGUCACGGUGAACCCGAGAUCUGCCGAAUGUCACCAAUGGUACGCCAUAAUGUGCGGACUCAUGUCGGAGUACGAAUCCGUGCAGAACAGAAUCAAGAACGGCUACCUCUUCAAGGAUCACCUUGACAGAGCCAUAGAGCUGAAUCCUGAAGAUCCCCUGUCCUACUAUCUCCUGGGCCGCUGGUGCUACGCUGUGGCCCAGCUGUCUUGGAUAGAGAGGAAAAUAGCAGCUACAUUGUUUGGAGAGCCUCCCAGUGCCACUGUCCAUGACGCAUUAAGGAAUUUCCUCAAGGUAGAGGAAAUUCAACCUAAAUAUUCGAAGUUCAACUAUGUAUUUAUAGCUAAGUGUUACAAGGACCUUGGACAGAUGCAGGAGGCGAGAAAAAUGUGUGAGGCUGCUUCUGCCCUGCGCAUAUUUUCCAAAGAGGAUGAGGAAGCUCAGACGAUGCUUGAGUCUCUCCUCUCUUCAAUCAGUUUCUGAUGGUGCUGGAGCUCUGGCUGAAGGAAUCUGCAAAGCUUACAUCCAAGUGACUACCAUCCAUGCCUACUGUAGCACCUCUGUGCUUCUCAGCACCAUCUGAGUUUUCCUGCCCCCCCCCUCCCCCAUAGCUGCAUAUUCCAAAUAAGCAAGGACCAGGUCCAGUUGGAAAGUAUGAUGCCCGAACUGUUAAACUCUGAUCAGAUAAUACCACAGUUGAGUCUUCUGUCCAGGAAAUUGCACCAAGGCACUCAUUAAUUCUGGUUAAAUGUGAGACAACCAAGAUGAUUCCAAUCAGACAAAUGCUUUCAAGGUUACUUGAUGUUAAUGGUGUGGCCUUGUCCCACACCCACUGGAUUCUCAGCACUGGGACCUGAGCAGUCAUGUCAGUGAUAUCAGGACCAUAACAGAAGGUCAGGAGAGACUGUCUGGUUUUGCGUUUUGUCUGGGAACCUGACAAAAAUCAGCUUCGAGGAAGCUGACUGACGCCGGGGGAAGUUAGAGAUAUGAAAUGAGAUGAAAGACAAAACCACUCAUUCUGACUUAACUGUGCUAACCAUCUCAGCUGAUGCUAAUGUUCACUUCUUGCCCCAUCAUUAUAACGGUGCCUGAUGUUUCUGCUCCUCUGUUAUGCAAUGACGUGCACAUGGCCAGUGAUCACCCAGUCACCAUUUCUGUGUCAUAGGUUAAAAUGCCAUCCCUGCAGUAAUAUACACACUAUGAAUCAGUACUGGAUAAGCAGUUACAUUCUUUUUUGCAUUUGGCAUGAUUUAUCUAUGCACCAGAUUUCUGCUCUAACUGAAGCAGGCUUGUACCACUUUGAACAUUACCUGCCCUUCUCUGCCGCCACUCUGCCUAACCCAGCCCCGUCAGAUCAUACCACCGGGGUCACAUUUGCUUAUUCCUGACAGAUUACUUGUGAUUCCAAAGGCAGUCAGUCUGUUUUACCGCAGUGCAAAGAACCAGUAAUAAUUUUUAAGUGUGUCAUAUUUCCUGCACUGGGCAGCUAGAAUUAAUGGCUAUGUUUUAACAUGUUUUACAAGUAUGAUGGAACGAAAGGCAGGCAUUUAAAAAAUCAGAAGGGACCUGUGUUCGAUUUGAAUUUAACUUGUGGGUAUUUCUGUAUUUUUGGGUAUUUGAAUAUUAUAAGAAAUUUUCAUCUAUUUAAGGUGCAGCUUGAUUGAAGCAGAGAUGUGGACAGUUUAUUUUUCUUACUCUAUCUUUGUUAACAUUGAUUUUUUUUUUUGCAUGGGAUCAUUUAAAUGUUUUUCUGUUAAGGUACAUCUCAGAAUUUGGUGCUUUUGGAGCUAUAAACGGUUCUGAAAUAUGUUUUAAUUGAUGGAAUACUUUAAAUGAUAGAGAUUAUAUUUUUUUAUGUUCCUCAUAAACGUAUUUUAAAUUUUAGCAAUGUUCAGUUUCUCAUACACUAAUUAUAUUUGCAGUUUGUUAACUCUAUAUAAAAGCCAUUGACUGUUGUUUUACAACUACAAAACAUAAUUUUAGAAUGUUCUUUUUGUCAUGAUUAAUAAAGACAAUAUUAAAAUUAUAGUGGCUUUUGGAUGUUGUUGUAUGACAGUUUUUAACUUUGUUUUUUUGGUAAAAGGGGAAUUUCUGUAUAACAAAUCUUGACUUUUGGUCGUAAUCCAAUGUAUGCAUUUUUCUCACGGUUUUUGCUUAACUAUUAACGGUAAAAUGUAGUUUUGUUCGUCGAGUUCCCAGCACCAAAAGCUGUAAAUAUGUUUAUGAGCCACUCUAGAGAUUGUCAGGUUUUGUCCACGUCUCCCAUCUCACUCUUGUAAUGCAGCAGGUAAUAUGUUACAGUAUUUAAUCAGUUUUGUUUAUUAAUACUGGAUUUAUUAGGGACAGACAUGUCUGUCCAAGGUUAGUCACCACUUUGUAUGAAAUGGGUGUCUGGGUAUGAAAAUUCUGUUGUGGAAAUGGGAGUUGUCUGAAAAAGUGAAUCAUUUUUUCCACUAUUUGUCAGUUUAUUACAGCUGUUCCUGUUCCGUACAGUUAUCUCAAACACCUGGCAUAGAUGGGGAAUUUUACUCCUGCCGGGAUGUGGGUGGGAACUAGCUCAUCAGAGCACAUUGAUGAGGCCAUCCUUGCACAACAUCCAAGCUCACCUUCACGCAAAGCUCCCUGAACACCAAACGGGUACUUAUGACCUAUCCCACUUGCAUCAGCUACUAAUCUGGAGCAUUUUCUGUUUUAAAAGUGACUAAUUGUUUUGUACCUUUUCAUUCCUUUGUGUUUUAUAUAUCCUGUUUUAUUUUUUCAUUUGUUUAGCUUUUAUUUAAUCUCGCUUAUUUCAUUUAGAUUUAUUUGAGUUUUCUCCAGUUUCAAUGACCUGUAUGUUGGUUACUUUUCUGUCUUUGGUUUUAUUUUAAUCCCAAAUGUGAAGCACAUUGAGGUGCAUUCCAUGUACAAAAAAGUACUAUAUAGAUAAAGAUUAUUAAUUUAGCAAUAUCUAAGUAGCCAUUUUGAAAAAAUGGUUUAAAAUUUGCACCAUGGUUAUGUAUGUACAGGAUAUUAAAAGAAGAAAUUUGUAAAUUAAUACAGUUCUCCACAGUCAUAGUUUAUAUUAGAAUUAGUUAACGUUACACCACCCCAGAGAAAAUGGUUUACACCUGAAAAACCUAAUAUUUUGGCUGAGUUGUCUUUCUUCCAUUCACUGACAAACUGUGUAUUUGCACGAGUUUUGAGUUGAAGAUGCUUUAGAGGCUAAGCUCUCUUUUGCUAAUACAAAGUCGGCCAGAAUUUUUUUUUCAGUGCAAUGUCUCAACAAGCAGUAGUUUGUAAUCUUUGUCAUAAUUUGACAGACUGAGGCCAUUUGGCAACCAUAGUGUAAGUACAGCUAGGUGAGUAUGUUCAUCUAUUUGCCGUAGCUCAUUAGUGCUUCUGAGCAUGCUGAUGGAGUUCUUACCAUCCUGUAAGCCUGGGCUCUAUAAGUUUUUGGUUUUAUGCAGAGGAAUCAUUGUGUUUUGUCUCUGCCUGGAUUAUCCAGUGGAUUUUAGUUUGAUGAUUGUGGCUCGAAGGAAUUGAAAGGCUGGGGUUUGUGUUGGACAAGUAUUUCUGUGUGUGGUUAUUCAUGUGGGUCCUAAUGUCCCCACAAUGUGGUAAAAUCUGUUAUUUUCACCUAGUUAUUUUCGCUCCACAAGACGGGAAUUUUUUUUUUUACGUUUUCUUUUUUUAAUCUGUGAAUGCAAUUGAAGAAUUAAAUAUGCCACAAGU